Molecule: messenger RNA, 2178 nt
Organism: Linnemannia hyalina
Lineage: Eukaryota; Fungi; Mortierellomycota; Mortierellomycetes; Mortierellales; Mortierellaceae
Source: the annotation of a GenBank genome assembly
AUGCAUGAUAUCCUACCAACAAAGUCCAACUUCCCCCCUCAUCAUACCCUCACAUCCCUCUCUCUCACACACGUCCUCCACGGCAGCGAUAUAUACUCAAAGAUCUUUGCCCACCUUACUCUAUCGCCCUUGGCCAUCACUUGCAGUUAUGUCGCCGUCAUGCUCACCACAAGAGAUCUCACCGUCAUCCUUAUGCUCGUCGGUCAAUUGUUGAACGAAUGCGUCAACUUUGUUCUCAAACGGUUUGUCAAACAAGCUAGGCCCACAGAAUACCUUGGAGAUGGAUACGGAAUGCCUUCCAGUCACUCACAGUUCAUGGCGUACUUUGCCACCUACAUGAUCAUCCUUAUGUACCGAUCGGGUGUAUCAGAUGGAGCUGUCAGUCCCCAUGUUGUUACGGUCUUGGUUCUGAUCUGGUCCUCGCUUGUCAUCUACUCUCGUGUCCAUCUGUAUUAUCACACGUGGCAGCAAGUGGUAGCAGGAUCGAUCUGCGGAUGUCUGUUUGCAGUAGGGUACUAUUUCUUUGUUAACCGGUUCUUGCGUUCCCGGGGCAUGCAGGACUGGAUGCUGGACAACUCGUUUGCACAGUGGGCGCAUAUCGUUGAUCGGGAACAGAUGGACAACGUGUACGAAUGGGAAUGGAACCAGUUUCAGCAGUGGCGCAAGAUCAACCUGGACGCACACAUUGCGGCACAUAUCGUUUCUAGCACACACGCCAUGUCAGGACCCGGCAAGAACAACAACAACAAGAACAACAAGAACAGCAAGGAGGUCUCGCGUCCGGCCGGCAACAAGCCCGCCAUUACCGCACAGAGAUUUGAGCAAGAGUUGGCUAAUGCACCCGCUGAUGUUCAGGACAAACUCCGCGCCCUCCUUCAGCAGUUGGCCCUUGGUGCCGGUGGUGCUGCCGGCGCUGCUGCCGUCGGCAGUGGCAAGGAACCCAAGUCAAUGGACGAGCACAAGUUCUGGAAGACCCAGCCUGUCGUCAAGCAUGACGAGGUUGUUGAGGUUGACGGUCCCAUUGAAGACGAUGUCCCUCUGGAUCAGGUCCGCGCAACCCCUUACCCCUUGCCCAAGGAAUUCGAGUGGUCGUUGGUGGAUGUUGAGAACGACAAUGAGAUCAAAGAGUUGUACGAGUUGUUGACAUUGAACUAUGUCGAGGACGACGAUGCCAUGUUCCGUUUUGAUUACUCGGCCGCGUUCUUGAAGUGGGCUCUUUUGCCUCCUGGUUGGAAGAAGGCCUGGCACAUUGGAGUCCGUGUUGCCUCUAACAAGAAGCUCGUCGCCUUCAUUAGUGGUAUCCCCCAGGAUGUUCGUGUCCAUACCACUAUCAAGCGCAUGGUGGAGAUUAACUUUUUGUGUGUGCACAAGAAGCUCAGGAGCAAGCGUUUGGCUCCAGUUUUGAUCAAGGAGGUCACCCGCAGGACGCAUCUCGAGGGAAUCUUCCAGGCAGUCUACACUGCUGGAGUUGUUCUUCCCAAGCCCAUGGCCACCUGCCGCUACUUCCAUCGUUCCUUGAACCCCAAGAAGUUGGUCGAGACUGGAUUCUCUCAUUUGGCACGCAACAUGACCAUGGCCCGUCUGAUCAAGUUGAACAAGAUGAAUGAUCACACCAGCACACCAGGAUUGAGAGCCAUGGAGGAAAAGGAUGUUGCAGCUGUUGCAGCCCUGAUGAACAAGUACUCGGCCCACUUUAACGUUGCUCCUCAUUUCCAGGAAGCCGAUGUUCGUCAUUGGUUAAUUAGCCGUCCAGGAGUUGUCUGGGGCUACGUCGUUGAGGACCCCGAGUCAAAGGAGAUCACGGACUUUUUUUCGUUCUACUCAUUACCCUCGACAGUCAUCAACAACCCCAAGCACUCGACCUUGAACGCCGCCUACUCGUUCUACUAUGCAGUUCAGACCCCUGACGAGGCAUUGAGCAAGAUUGAGGAUGGUGCCGAACGUGAGAAGGCCAGGGCAGAGGGAAUCAAGGGACGCCUGACGGCAUUGAUGCAGGAUGCGUUGAUCUUGGCCCGCCAGAACGACUUUGAUGUCUUUAACGCGUUGAACUUGAUGGAUAAUGCGCUCUUCACGGAGGAUCUCCGAUUCGGGCCUGGAGACGGUUACUUGCACUUUUACUUGUACAACUGGAGGUGUAGGGAAAUCUCAAGCGAGAAGGUUGGACUGGUCAUGUUGUAA